AUGCAGAGUUUUAGCUUUAGGGAGAAGAAGAAGAGUUAAUUUUAUGGGUUUUAGUUAGGUCUUGAUGGCUCGGAACUACUUGAUUCUCUUUCUGAAUCGUAAUUUCUCCACCAAAAGCCCUCGUUUUCGUUCUCAUUCUCAAAUUUCUAGGCUAUCUUGUUUAUGGAGAAAUGGAAAGUACUUCUCGACGUCUAUUCAAACAGAAAAUGAUUUAAAAAAUCUAUCUGAACCAAAAUCAAGUCUAUCAGCUCGUAUGAGUUUUGUAUUUGAUCAAAUUGAUGCGAUUGAGAAAGAAAGAAACAAUAAGGAUGAAGCCUUACAAAGGAUUCGUUCAUGGAGAGACACCAAGAAAGAUGAACUUAAAAAUGAAAAUGAAAAGGAAAGACAUACACCUAACAUGUUCGAUGAAAUGUCUCAGACAAGAGUUAAUAGUUUAGAUGACAAUGAAUUGCUGGGUAUGGAGGAGGAGAAGAAGAAGAAGGAGAAAGCGAAUAUGAUUAAGAAAGAGAUUGAAAUAGUUCAUCCAUGGCCAGAAUGGAUUGAAUUAAUGGAAAGAUUAAUACAACAGAAGUACUUUGAUCGUAACAGUAAUGAAGAUGAGGAUAAGAUUGCUCAAGAGGACGUGGCGAUUGAAGUCGAGGAUGGUUUUGAUUUUACCAGGGAUUUGACAACUGUUCGUAAUGCUUUUGUUAAAUUUGGUCGAGAUCGCUUUGAUAUCUUAAAGUCAUUGUCGAGGCAGGAUAUUCAAAAUCUUGUUGGGUAUGGAUGUCCUAGUGUAGACACUAAAGUCGUCUUCUCCGCGAAAACAUUGAGGAAACAUGUCCACCUGGAUGAAGGAGAUGUCUGUAGUUCAUGCAGUUUGAGAAGUACCUGCCCUAAAGCGUAUUUGGUGCCAAGUAGAGAGGAUGAAGCACGGACUGUUGAUGUAAUACGUGUCUUAUUCACAUAUGGAUUUGAUGCUAUUCAUGAAUCAGUUCUCAAUAAACCUCUUCGAAAAAUGAAAUCUGUGAAAACAGUAGUCCGCAAGUUGCUUCAUGAGGUUGUCAAGCUCAGUGCUGUUCCAAUAGAUCCAAAUCUUCCACCGCCUGUAUUCAAGAAGCCACCACCCAAAGUAAAGCAACCGCCGCCUACACCAAAGAAACGAGUAGGACGUGAUGACAUUGAGAUGAAAAAGGGAGACUGGCUAUGUCAAAAGUGUGACUUUAUGAAUUUUGCAAAGAACAGUGUGUGCUUGCAAUGUGAUGCGAAGCGCCCAAAGAGACAGCUGCUCCCAGGAGAGUGGGAAUGUCCAGGGUGCAACUUCCUGAAUUAUAGGCGAAAUAUGGCAUGCUUUCAUUGUGAUCACCAACGGCCACCUGAUGAAUUUACGAAUAACCAAUCACGAACAAGGUCACAUGAUCCCAGGACAAGUUUGGAGAAGGUCUCAAGCUUGCCUGGGGGUUCCAAUGCCUGGAAUUUUGACUUCGAUGACAACGAGUCUGAUGGUGCAGAUGUUGCUGCAUUUGAGUAUGCAGAUUCUCCUAGAAGGAGAGAGGAUUCUUCUUUAUUGAGUGAGGAAGGAGGAAGGUUGUCAGAUUUUGAAGAUGAUUCUUCUCGGACCAACAGGAUAUCAAGAGCCCAUGAAAGAGAUAGACACCCAGAUCGUGGUGAAAGGAAGCUUCCUACUGGAUUUGAUGACUUUGCUGAUGAAGAAGAUGAUGAUAUUAAUAGUUAUGAGCUAGUAACAGAAGGUAAUAGCAUCAUGCACAAGGCUUCUUUGAAAGAUCUUUCUGACGUUGAAGGAUACUCCGAGUCUGAAGAUUUUGAUGACUCUCAUGUUCGUUUACGUGCUCGGGGUAGAGGAACUCCCCCCUCACGUUCUCAAGAUCCAGGGCAUGAUUUAGCUUCUGAAGAUGAAGACUCGGAUCGUUCUAACUGGAAUCGCAGUCAUAUAGAGAAGUCAAGAAACAGAUAUAGAGGUGGAAGCAGUAGUGGUCCGUAUAGGGGACUUAAAUUUGUAUCAGACGAUGAAUUUGAAGGGGAUUCCAACUCUGAUAAUGAUAGGAAGCAAGGAUUUGGCCCCAGCCACAGACAGAGAAGUAAAUGGAGUUCAGAUAAAAGGGGUCUUAAAAGGGUAGGAAGUUCUGAUUCUGAAGAUGAGUUUGAUUUUGGCUCAGAAUCUGAUGAUAAUGACGAACAUCCAAGAAACAAGUUUAGUGGAAAAGAACCAGGCCCUGUUAGGAGAGAAAAUCUUACCAAGGGUCGUGACCAGUUUGAUUCAGGAAACAAUCAUACACGUUUCAGAUCCAAUGGAAUGAAUGACAGGAGGGAUUCAUUUGGCAAUGCUGAUACCGAUAGAUCAUUUCUUGGUUCUCAUAAGAACAACAGGGGAUCUCGUGGAGAUGGGUAUGGUGAAAGACAAAUGGACGACAGACAUGGAAAUGUGCAGAAGUUCGAUCGGGAUGGUGGAAAUGGUAAUGGAUAUCGGGGAUCUCAGGGAGACGGCGGAAUGAACGACAGACGGGCCAAAGUACAGAAGUUUGAUAGUGGUGGUGGAAACGAGUAUGGUAGAAGACGAAUGAAUGAUAGACAAGGAAAUAUGCAGAAUCUCAAUAGGGGUGAUGGAAAUGGAUAUCAGCAGCGUGGAAGACCUAAGGAGUUCAAUGAUCGGUCAGAGACGAGGAAUGAUUUUGGCGAUGAUAGACCUAGGAAGCGGAUAAUUGAAAGAUGACGGCGAGCUAAUGAUAAUUGGAACUUUCAGCUAUAUGGCUAGUUUGUAGUACUCAAUUUGAACCAUAAAAUUUCAAUUGUAGAGGCAUUGUCUUGUGGGAUAACAAAUUGGAAAUUUGGUGAUUGGUGCCACAAUGAAGGCAACCAAACAACAAACUGCAUACGCCAGCUAUCAGGUGCAGCUUAUUGGACUGGGGGAUCUUCAGUUUGGAUAUUUUCUUUCUUUCUUUUUUAUGGUCAAAGACUGUUAUUACUUGUACUUUGACUAGGCUGAAGUUUCUUCCGCCCCCAUACUAUUGGGGAUGGAUAUGGAUAUCAGCAGCGUGCAAGACCCAAGGAGUUCAAUGAUCGGUCAGAGACUCAGAGAUGAGGAGAUUUUGGUGAAGAUAGACUUAGGAAGCGGAUAAUUGAAAGAUGAUGGUCAGCUAGAGAUAAUUGGAAAUUUUAUCUAUAAUCUAUAUGGCUAAUUUGUAAUACUCAAUUUGAACCAUAAGUUCCAUUUUUAGAGGCUUUGUCUUUAGGGAUAACCAAAUUAGAAAUUUGGUGUGCCACAAUAAAAUUUGUAGCCAUCAGGUGCUGCGGACUGGGGAUGAAAUUUUCUUUAUUUUUCUUGGUCAGAGUCAAAGACUACUAUUACUACUACUUUGACUAGGCUGAAGUUUCUUCUGCUCCCAUACAGUAACUUCCAGGACCGUCUAGACUCUGAAUCUCUGAUUAAUAUUCCGCGUUCUUCCCCACACGCAACUUCUUUCUUUCUUUAUAAAUCCCAAUUUCUCUGUAAUCAAUAGCACAAACAAGACCAGACGCAAAACUCUGUACUGAAUCACAAUAAUUUAUAUAAAUUACUCUUUGGUUUCAUAUCUCUUGAUUCAAAAGGCAGAAAAGAGAUUUAUAAAAAUGAAUUCAAUUUUCAGUUCUUUCGAUGGUGUUUGUUUCGAGUUCUUGCAACAAAAGAUCGGUUCUUUAUCAUCUAUAAAGAAGAAGAAUACAGGAGGGGAAACACCAGAUACCCAGCAGGUUCAGAAACAGAAACAAGAAGAGGAAAGGAGGAGAACAAGUACAAGAAGAUUUGCUCUAGAGUUGGAUGGAUUGAACUGCUUUGAAACCAUUGUUUCUAAUUAAAAGAAGAAAGAAAAAGAAAACAUUCUUUUCUUCUGGGUCUUACUUAAUUUAUUUGUUGAAACUUGUGAUCCAUAAAUCUUUCAAUAUUGAUGUAAAAAAUAUUUCAGAAAUUUUACUUUUUUCUCUU
Papaver somniferum (opium poppy) is the source of this 3958-nucleotide messenger RNA. RefSeq lists its product as uncharacterized. Gene Ontology annotation, cellular component: cytoplasm. Lineage: Eukaryota; Viridiplantae; Streptophyta; Magnoliopsida; Ranunculales; Papaveraceae. Bases 65 to 2710 code for a protein of 881 amino acids. The record is from RefSeq and is a predicted model, not a curated record. The transcript has 5 exons. Gene Ontology annotation, molecular function: mRNA binding.